AUGGCGGCCACCAUUACUACUGCCACUCUUGAUUCGGGUGCGCUCUACAUGCUAGCAGUCAUACUGCUGGUUCUUUCUUUACAAGGAUCUCCCGCUGGAGCUACCGAUACGAUCACGGCGACGCAGCCGCUCUCCGGGCAACAGAAGCUGGUCUCCCAGGGUGGCAAGUUCGCUCUGGGGUUUUACCAGCCAGGUGGUGGACCCCAAGACAAAUGGUACAUUGCAAUAUGGUACAACAAGGUGCCGAAAGUCACUCCGGUGUGGAUAGCCAAUAGGGAGGCGCCCAUCUCCGACCCGGCCUCAUCAGUGUUGACUAUCUGGACAGAUGGCAACUUGGUUCUUCUCAAUAAGUUUAGGUCCAUAGUUUGGUCUAGCAACAUCACAAUCACUGCAGGAGCCUCCAACGCCACCGUCAUCGUUGCUGUGCUCCUCAACACCGGCAACCUAGUUCUUGCACAUGCAUCCAACACCUCCAGCAUGUUGUGGCAAAGCUUCGACCACCCCACCGACACCCAACUUCCCGGCAUGAAGUUUGGACGUAACAAGGUCACAGGCGCGAGCGACCGCCAAGUCUCAUGGAGAGACCAUGCGGACCCGUCUCCGGGCAUCUUCUCAAUCGUGAUGGACCCGAACGUCGAGGCACAGUACUUGUUCAUAUGGAACAACUCUCGGCCGUAUUUCACCCCCGGGAAGUUCAACCCCCAGACAGGCGCAUUUAGCGGCAUACCAGCAAUGACAGCUAUUUCUCAGCCGAACUCGAUAUACUCGUACGAGUAUGUCAGCAACGACAGGGAGGAGUACUUCCUGCUGACGAUCAAGGACGACGCCAUCUUCCUCCGCACCGUGAUUGACCCAUCCGGCCAGCAAAAGGGGAUGGUGUGGCUGGAGGAGAAGCAGGACUGGAUGCUGUACUUUGCGCAGCCCGAUCCGUGCGCCGUCUAUUCCUUUUGCGGGGCUUUCAGCUGGUGCGCCAUGGGCAGCGUCCCAAUGUGCAGCUGCCUUAGAGGCUUCAGUGCACAGAGCCCAACUGAGUGGAGCUCAGGAAACUACACUGGAGGCUGCACCAGGGAUGUUGCAUUGCCGUGCAGCUCGAGCGGCGGAAGCUCAGUGCCAUCAGUGAGUAGAAGACAUGAGGAGGAUAGAUUCUACAUGAUCAGCAACGUGAGGUUACCUGAUGGGUCGCAGACCGUGCAAGCUGCGAGCAAAAGUGACUGUGAGGUAGCCUGCCUUGACACCUGUUCUUGCUUGGCUUACUCUUACAACGGCACCUGCUCUUUUUGGCACACUGAUUUGAUGAACCUGCAAGAAGAUCCAGACAGCAAAGGGGAUAGCAUUUUCAUCCGGCUUCCGGCUUCUGAGAUCCCGCGCACCAAAUCUACUAGAGGGCGGACAAUUGGGGUUGUCAUAGCAGUCUCUGCACUCGCAUUGGGUGUAUGCCUUGUGGCUGUUUCACGUCUUCUCCGUAGGAGAAGAAGGAUCAAGGGUUUACAUUACAUUGGCGUGAACCUGACAGCUUUCAGGUACAGAGACCUACAGCUGAUAACCAGGAACUUUUCUGACAAGCUAGGCGGAGGCUCUUUCGGCUCCGUGUUCAAAGGAGUCCUUCAGGAUGGCACUGCUGUGGCAAUCAAGAAGCUCGAAGGUGUCCGUCAAGGCGAGAAGCAGUUCCGGGCAGAGAUGAGCACAAUUGGAAAAAUUCACCAUGUGAACCUGAUCCGACUGCUGGGGUUCUGCUCCGAGGGAGAGCACCGGCUGCUCGUCUACGAGUACAUGCCACAUGGUUCACUGGAUGGGUACCUGUUCAAGACUAGCUCUGAUGACGUACUUCCUGCUUGGAACACGAGGUACCAAAUAGCCAUUGGGAUUGCCAAAGGGCUAACUUACCUGCACGACAAGUGCAGGGACUGCAUCAUCCACUGCGACAUCAAGCCGCAAAAUAUUUUGCUGGACGCAUCUUUUGCCCCCAAAGUGUCGGAUUUCGGGCUGGCGAAGCUGCUAGGCCGGGACUUCAGCAGGGUCAUGACGACGAUGCGGGGGACCAUCGGGUAUCUGGCACCCGAAUGGAUCAGCGGCACGGCCAUCACAGCGAAAGCCGACGUGUUCAGCUACGGGAUGUUGCUCUUCGAGAUCAUCUCGCGGAGAAGAAAUGUGGAGUACGGGAAGCAGCACACGGACAAGUUCUUUCCGAUACUGGUUGCAGAGAAAAUUCAGGAAGGAGACGUGAAGGCGGCGCUGUUGGAUGCUGACAUGAGGGGAGACGCCAACUUGGAGGAGCUCGAGAGGGCCUGCAUGGUUGCCUGUUGGUGCGUCCAGGAAGACGAGUCGUCGAGGCCGACCAUGGGAGCAGUUGUGCAGAUGCUGGAGGGCCUCCUGCAGGUUAAUAUGCCCCCAGUUCCACGAUACCUUCAGGUUCUUGCUGAUUCUGCGGACAAAUCAGCAAUACACUCUUGGACCGAAUUAUCACCAAGCUUGUAGAGCGUAUACAUGAGAGAAAAUAUCCUAUCCUGAUGCAUGAUGAAUUUUUC
Molecule: messenger RNA, 2525 nt
Organism: Panicum hallii
Lineage: Eukaryota; Viridiplantae; Streptophyta; Magnoliopsida; Poales; Poaceae
Product: G-type lectin S-receptor-like serine/threonine-protein kinase At2g19130
Exons: 2
Coding region: 1-2475 (824 amino acids)
Biological process (GO): recognition of pollen; protein phosphorylation
Molecular function (GO): ATP binding; protein serine/threonine kinase activity
Source: RefSeq, a predicted model, not a curated record